This is a messenger RNA of Triplophysa rosa, 3707 nucleotides long. RefSeq names its product piggyBac transposable element-derived protein 4-like. NCBI's taxonomy places the organism in Eukaryota, Metazoa, Chordata, Actinopteri, Cypriniformes, Nemacheilidae. The transcript is spliced from 3 exons. The record is from RefSeq and is a predicted model, not a curated record. Bases 996 to 2951 code for a protein of 651 amino acids.
AAAUAAUCAAAUGUCAUCUGGCUGUUCUGCGUGUCUGAGUGAAUUAUGUGCAUAUCUCCAGAGUUGCUCUGAGAGUUUAUUUUACGAUCAUUUUACUGUUUGAGUGAAAAACAAGCGUCUUCCCGAAGAUCAGUCAAAAUAAAAGUCCCGUUAACCCCUUUGAAAUCCACUGUACCGCGGGCGAUACACUGCAUGUUUAUGGGUUAACUUUGUGACAUUAAAAAAACUCACGAAACGAAAAGCUAAACAUGUCACAUAUCUUUGGAAAGCUGAGAUUCUUGUGAUUCAAAUAAUGUAAACCAUUUAGGGGAACGAUCAACACAGAAGGUACAAUCAGUGUCUUUGUCAGACCACCAACAAUCAAAUAAACAACGACUAAACUGACGGAACUCACCUAUGAAGCCUCCCGAUUGCCCAAUGAUUCAUAAAGUUUCAACAAAAACGGUGUUGUUACACUGUAAAGGCUCCAGUCGAUCUAAUUCAAUGAAAUAUUUAGCCCAAAAAACAUUUAUAUAUCCAUAAACAUCCAUGGAAUGUGGUAGUGUCGUUUCAAGUUAGCCGAAAGAGCAAUCAAAUCUUCAGUGUUUUCUGCGGUGUAGCUUCUUUUCUAUUGUAAACAAUACGGAUUUGUUGAUGUCGAAAUGGCCGCUGACCCCUGCACUUUGAAUUGACACCUCAUUUGAACCAAUAGGUGAAUCUAAGGGGUGUCAUUAGGCAUCAAUAGCCAAGGAGCGCCCUGGAUGACCAAUGACACUGCCCUCAAUUUGAUGGACAACAGAUUGAUCUAAUCGCAUCAGAAUUUGCACAUGACUGUCUUGUAUGAUAGCCAAUGAGCUUCUGAAAAGAUUAAUAUGCAGCUUUAGUGGGAAGAUUAAAUCUGUCAUGCAAAAAAGUCUGUGCGCAAAUUACUGUAGUGACACGUGCGCCCGUGCGUAAAGAGAGCGUUGUAGAGUUUACAAGUGAAAGUUAGCGUUGAGAGAUUAUACAGGUGAAAAAUGGCAAAAAGGAUGAUAAAAACAAAGUUUACACUUGACGAAGUUGUUGAAGAAUGUACUCGGCGUAACAGUGAUCAAUCAGAGGAUGACAUUUCAGACGAAGAGAGCGAUGUUUCAUCCAUUGACACGGUUGCAGAGGACCUGUUUUUGGAUGGCGGAGACGUCACUCUCGACAAACAAUCAAAUGAAACGGAUGAAGACUGGGAGCCAAGCAGCAAAAAGCCAUAUACCAACAGGCAAGAUGACAGCACCUCAUCGGAAGAUAAGCCCCAAACCUCACCUACCCAGAGAGAUUCUGCCAGCAAAAGACCAAGAGGCAAAGGACGGGCUAGAGGAAGAGGCAAAGGACGGGCUAGAGGAAGAGGCAAAGGACGGGCUAGAGGAAGAGGGAGAACUGCCAGCACCAGUGGUCAAGCUGAGAUGUCAAUCCCCACAUCUGAAGAGAGAUGGAAUGAUGUUGAUGUUCCUGAUGUGACACCACCACAACCCACCUUCAGACCCACCAAAUCACCAGGCCCCCAGCUCAUACGUACAGCUAACUACACAGCUUUACAGCUUUUUCAACUUUUUUUUACAAACUCUGUGUUACUGACAAUAAUUAAAAACACCAAUGACUUUGGCUCAACGCAUCACUCAAAUCCCUCCAACCCAUGGAUUGACGUAACAGUGCAGGAUAUGCUGGCAUUCAUGGCCAUGGUAAUUUAUAUGGGUCUAAUAAAACUCCCGUCCAUAACUGAUUACUGGAGAGAAAGUCAUCUGUACAGCUUGCCGUUCCCUAAAACGCUUCUUACCGGAAAGAAGUUUCUCAGGAUCUGCCACUCCCUUCACCUCAGUAGCUUGGUGGAUGAUGCUGCUAACGAGCAGAGAAGAGGUACCUCAGAAUUUGAUCGUCUUUGCAAAAUCAAGCCACUAUACAGUGAGAUUAGGGAUGCAUGCAAAAUAAACUAUCACCCUGGCCAGGAAAUUUCAAUUGAUGAGCGGAUGGUUGCCUCUAAAGCGCGUAUCGGGAUUAAACAGUUCAUGAAAAAUAAGCCUUGUCGCUGGGGUUAUAAACUUUUCGUACUGGCGGACUCGAGCAAUGGGUACACAUGGGACUUUUUUGUGUAUGAAGGAAAGCUGCAGGGAAACAGUGGGAAAGGACUCAGUUAUGAGUCGGUAAUGGAGCUUGUUGACACACAGUUGCUUGGCACGGGUUACAAGCUCUUUGUUGACAAUUUUUAUACAAGUCCCUCCCUUUUCUGUGAUCUCCUUCAAAAGAGGAUCUGGGCAUGCGGAACGAUACGCACAAACAGAAUUGGUUUUCCAAAAACCAAAAUAAACACUCUGGUUUCGAAAUCUUUGCGUGGGAGCAUACGGUGGAUCAGAAAGGACUCCCUCCUCUUUGUGCAAUGGCGAGACACAAGGGAUGUUUUUAUGUGCACAACACUCCACACAGCCCAUGGGGGGGACACUGUUCAGAGAAGAGUGAAAGAUGCAGAUGGGCACUGGGUUUUGAAGAACAUCUCUGUUCCACCAGCAGUGAAGGAGUACAACCGGUUCAUGGGUGGAGUGGAUCUUUCAGAUUCGCUGAUCAAUUAUUACAAAGUCAUCCACAAGACCCAGAGGUGGUAUAAGACAUUGUUUUAUCACUUUAUGGACAUUGCUAUUGUGAAUGCGUUCUUGCUUUACAAGGAUCUUACCAAAGGUAAAGGAGAGGUACCCAUGCACCAAAAGGCAUUCAGAGAGACACUUGUUGAGGAGCUGGCAGCAGCAGCAAAAAUUCCUGCUCCAUCGUCCACUCCACGCAGCAAACAUCACAAGCCUGUGCAUAUCACUGCACAUAGCACCAUGGGUCGUCUGAGGUGCAGACAGUGCCAAGCAAAGACACCAGUGAAGUGCUCCUCCUGUGACAUACCGUUGUGCUUUGUGCCAAAUCGUGAUUGUUACAAUGAGUGGCAUGAUGCCAAUAACUUGUAAAAUAUAAUUGUAAAAUGUGUAAAUAGUUAUGGUCUUACAUAUUGACUUAUAUAUGGUUUUAUAUAAGGUCUUCAUUGAUAGAUAGAUAUAUGUGGUCUUAUGUUAACUUUUAAUACCAUAGCACUUUUGUAUCUGUACACACUAUAACUUGUUUAUGCUUCAGUUACUAUGUGUCAGCAAUUACUGACAGUGAAUCUGGAUGAGAGAUUGAAUAGCACUUAGUGUAAACUUUCACUGGUGCCCAAAAUUAUGACUGUACAAUAAAGCAUUCAAAAAUAGCAGCAUUUUAUGUGUUAACAUUCAAUGUGCUUAAAAGGAGUCAUUUGGAGUCACCAAAUGGCCUUUUUUGGGAAGCGCCUAGAUAUAAACUUAGAAAAUUAGUGUUUUUACAUACACUUAUCUAAGGUAUUGUUAUCAAAUUUGAAACUACGCUUGCUAAGGCUUCGUUCUGUUAUCCCAAUGUGUUUUCAAGCUAAUACCUCCCAGUUGUAGUCAUCUGCAGGCAUUUUUUAACAAAAAAAAUUUAGGCGGAAUAUACUUAUUUCCCUUUUCAAUGUGUUCAAAGUUCUAUUACUCAAUACCAGUAAGACUUGCAGUGAUUCUGACUGUUAAUGAACAAACCUCAAAGUGUCUCCUUUCAAAAUAUGCACAAACCAUACAUGUACUCCAAAGGGUUAAAGAACAGAAUACAGUUUACUUUGGGCAUGCCUUUUUUAGGCGUUUUAGGUUAAUUUUACAGGAAUGCUAAGGGGUUAA